Molecule: messenger RNA, 887 nt
Organism: Elaeis guineensis (African oil palm)
Lineage: Eukaryota; Viridiplantae; Streptophyta; Magnoliopsida; Arecales; Arecaceae
Product: NDR1/HIN1-like protein 10
Biological process (GO): defense response to other organism
Cellular component (GO): plasma membrane; plasmodesma
Source: RefSeq, a predicted model, not a curated record
GAACCAUCCUUGAAUAACUCCUACUACGGCCCUCCAAUCCCUCCCCCUCCAUCUCACCAUCACAGCGCGCGCGGCCGAGCCGCUCCUUUGGGCUGGAAGCCCUACUGCCUGCUGUGCUCCAUAUUUAAGGCCAUCACUCUCAUCCUAAUCGUCCUAGGGAUCAUUGUUCUCAUCCUGUGGCUCAUCUUCCAGCCCCGUGACCUCCAUGUCUACGUCGAGAAUGCACACCUCGUCCGCUUCGACCUUGCUCAAAACCACAGCCUCUACUAUGACCUCGCCCUCGACAUGAGCUUCAGGAACCCCAACAAGGCUGCCUUAUACUACGAGCGGGUCGAGGCCAACGCCUUCUAUGAUGGGUCGAGGUUUGGGUACCAGAGCCUCCCAAAGUUCCACCAGCCCCGCAAGAGCACGGUGGUGCUCCAUCCGAGCUUCCAAGGCCAGAAUUUGGUGCUCGGGAACUCGGUCAAUGAAACUUUUGGCAGGGAGAAGGGUGAGGGUUUCUUCUACAUCAGUAUUAAGAUGUACACUAAGGUUAGGUUGAAGAUGGUAGUUAUCAAGAGUGCCGUGUAUGUGCCGGAGGUGGAUUGUUAUCUGAGGCUUCCGGUGCCGUCUAAUAUCACCUCGGUGGCCGCUGGGUUUACAAGGACCAGGUGCAGCGUGGACAGCUUCUCCUGAACUCUGGACUGGGUGGUAGUGUUGAUCAUUCAUUUUUUGUCCGUUUGGGUAGGUAGCUAGCUACCUACCAUCAUGUAUUUGAGUUCUUCAUGAUUCUCAUUAAUCUCUUGUUCUUUUUCUAAUAUAAAAUCUGAUUAUAAAAGAAUACUGAGAACAAGGUGUAUGACAUUGCAAAAUAUAUGUGUGGUUUGGUGUUUCGUUGUUUAUCAUCA